GUUGGGCGUGGCGGAGGCGUGGCGGGCGUUUCCGCUGCAGGGCGCCGGCCGUGAGUGGCAGCCGAGCGUUCCCGGUGCGCACUCCUGUCCGCACGCUGCCCGCGCUCCCCGGGAGGUCCGGCCAGGGUCCCGUCCGCGCAGCAUCGCCUCUCCCAACUGCCGCGCCAUGGCACAGGCCCUCAGAGGCACGGUGACCGACUUCCCCGGAUUCGACGAGCGGGCUGACGCGGAGACUCUGCGGAAGGCCAUGAAGGGCCUGGGCACCGACGAGGAGACCAUCCUGACUCUGCUGACGUCUCGGAGCAACGCGCAGCGCCAGGAGAUCGCGGAGGCCUUCAAGACUCUGUUUGGCAGGGAUCUUCUGGAUGACCUGAAAUCAGAACUGACUGGAAAAUUUGAAAAGCUGAUCGUGGCUCUGAUGAAGCCCUCGCGGCUCUACGACGCCUACGAGCUGAAGCACGCUCUGAAGGGAGCUGGUACAGAUGAAAAAGUACUGACAGAAAUCAUUGCUUCAAGGACACCUGAGGAACUAAGAGCCAUAAAGCAAGUUUAUGAAGAAGAGUAUGGCUCAAGCCUGGAAGACGACGUGGUGGGGGAUACCUCGGGGUACUACCAGAGGAUGUUGGUGGUCCUCCUUCAGGCCAACAGAGACCCCGACGCUGGAAUUGACGAAGCUCAGGUCGAACAGGACGCUCAGGCGCUGUUUCAGGCUGGGGAGCUCAAGUGGGGUACAGAUGAAGAGAAGUUCAUCACCAUCUUCGGAACACGGAGCGUGUCACACCUGAGAAGGGUGUUUGACAAGUACAUGACCAUAUCAGGGUUUCAGAUCGAGGAGACCAUCGACCGGGAGACUUCUGGCAACCUGGAGCAGCUGCUCCUGGCUGUUGUGAAGUCGAUUCGCAGCAUCCCUGCCUACCUCGCGGAGACCCUCUACUACGCCAUGAAGGGAGCGGGGACAGAUGACCACACCCUCAUCAGGGUUGUGGUGUCCAGGAGCGAGAUCGAUCUGUUCAACAUCAGGAAGGAGUUCCGCAAGAAUUUCGCCACCUCGCUUUAUUCCAUGAUCAAGGGCGACACCUCUGGGGACUAUAAGAAGGCCCUGCUGCUGCUCUGUGGUGGGGAGGACGACUGACCACCUAGCCUGCUUCAGCCCAUCCAGCCGCACCCGUGCCCAGCACCCGCCGGCCCUGUGCUUGGAGCCCGUGACCAAAUGUGGACAGCCGAGCUCCCCGCUGGUCCUCCCUUGCGAGCCGUCUGCAGCUCCUGCGUGUUCCUAGGGCCCUGGUCCAGUGUCUGAGUCGCUCGGAUCUUCCCCUGGGAGGCCACGUUGCUUUUACCCUGUUUUAUAGCUUCAUUUGUAUUCAUUUGAUAAUCCACUACCUUAAUCAGAACCUUAGCCUUGAAAUUGAGAACCCCUAGAAGUGCUGCUCAUCAAGUGUAUGACUAAUUACACCUGCAGAAUCCAGGUGGUGUGUUCCAGAGAUGAGAAAUAAAGACAUCCUACCCGAA
Molecule: messenger RNA, 1509 nt
Organism: Sciurus carolinensis (gray squirrel)
Lineage: Eukaryota; Metazoa; Chordata; Mammalia; Rodentia; Sciuridae
Gene: Anxa5
Product: annexin A5
Exons: 13
Coding region: 167-1132 (321 amino acids)
Biological process (GO): negative regulation of coagulation
Cellular component (GO): cytoplasm
Molecular function (GO): calcium ion binding; calcium-dependent phospholipid binding
Source: RefSeq, a predicted model, not a curated record